AUGCUUAAUACUUCCAUAAUAAGACACAUACAAUCUACAGCUAUACUAAGAAGAUCACUUAUAACUUCAAGGAUACUACAAAAUGCAACAUCAGCAGCAGCAGAACCAAAACCAAAACCAAAACCAGAACCAGAACCAGAAGCAAAGAAAGCUACCCCAAUUGAAUCCUCUUGCAAACCAGGAACACCAUUGAACUUGAAAAUUUUCAAGAAAGGUGAUGAGCCAGUAGCUAAAGAAGAUUCUGAAUAUCCUGAAUGGCUUUGGACUAUGAUUGAUCCAAAGAACAACUUGGACAAUAUCAAGAAUGAAAAUUUCCUUAGAUGGAGAAGAAUAAAAUUGCAAAAGGAAAACAACAAGACCAUAAGGAACAACAACUUCUUGUCAAAGAUAUAG
Molecule: messenger RNA, 393 nt
Organism: Lodderomyces theae
Lineage: Eukaryota; Fungi; Ascomycota; Pichiomycetes; Serinales; Debaryomycetaceae
Gene: MRPL37
Product: mitochondrial 54S ribosomal protein mL54
Exons: 1
Coding region: 1-393 (130 amino acids)
Cellular component (GO): mitochondrial large ribosomal subunit
Molecular function (GO): structural constituent of ribosome
Source: RefSeq, a predicted model, not a curated record